Aspergillus glaucus CBS 516.65 is the source of this 573-nucleotide messenger RNA. RefSeq lists its product as uncharacterized. Gene Ontology annotation, molecular function: ATP binding; protein kinase activity. The transcript has a single exon. Gene Ontology annotation, biological process: protein phosphorylation. The record is from RefSeq and is a predicted model, not a curated record. NCBI's taxonomy places the organism in Eukaryota, Fungi, Ascomycota, Eurotiomycetes, Eurotiales, Aspergillaceae. The annotation marks the transcript as partial.
GAAUCUCGUAUCUACCACCAUCUCGGCGAACACAAGCACAUAGCAAGAUGUCUGCAGUGCUGCGAGGAGUACAUUGAUCUGCGUUAUGAGCCGCAUGGGGACUUGCAGACGUUUUUGAAGAGGGGGGGAGGUACUGGGAAGGUGGAUGAUAGGUUUCGGUAUGGGGUUGCGAGGCAGGCGAUUGAGGCGGUUUCGUUUAUUCACCAGAAGGAUAUUAUCCAUUCGGAUCUGUCAGCAAGACAAUUCCUCGUCGAUGAAAAGGAAAACAUCCGACUAAGUGAUUUUGGGGGGUCGUCGUUGCAUGGCUCCGGUGCUAUGGUUAUUGAGGGGGCUACGCAUUAUAUGCCUCGGGGUGAGGAGGAGCCGAAUAGUGUGCAGAGUGAUAUAUUUGCGCUUGGGUCGACGCUCUAUGAGAUACUAGUUGGGAGAAUGCCAUACGAGGAGAAGGGGGAUGAUGAGAUUAGGAAGCUUUAUUCAGAAAGAGUAUUUCCGUUGGAUGAGAUUGGACAUGAGGGGUGGAGGGAGGCUGUGAGGAAGUGUUGGAUGGGGGAGUAUAAGUCUGCGGAGGAUGUG